Messenger RNA from Ophidiomyces ophidiicola, 1347 nucleotides. RefSeq lists its product as uncharacterized. Gene Ontology annotation, molecular function: pyridoxal phosphate binding. The transcript has 3 exons. NCBI's taxonomy places the organism in Eukaryota, Fungi, Ascomycota, Eurotiomycetes, Onygenales, Onygenaceae. Gene Ontology annotation, biological process: biosynthetic process. The record is from RefSeq and is a predicted model, not a curated record. The coding region runs from base 1 to 1347 and encodes 448 amino acids.
AUGUACAUAGAACUUAACUCUCCAAGCCAUCGUCAAUUCCGUGAGUACCAUGAAGGCCAUCGUCCUCACGCAGGGCUUGACCCAUCACGAACUUCCACGGGUGUGAUCUGGGUUAUGGAUCGAGCUACCGAACAUGGCUUUCAAGAUGACCCUUCGGCAUGGGCUAAUCUAGGCCAAGGAGCACCUGACGCCGAUGAUGAUAUAGAAGGUAGCUUUCAUCGCCCAACAUCUAUUCCUAUUAGUUCCACGGGCAGAGAGUAUGGACCGACGGCAGGAAUUAAACCACUACGAGAGGCUGUUGCAAACCUAUACAAUGAGUUUCACAGGCAGGAAAAACAGCAGUACACAUGGGAAAAUGUGUGCAUUGUACCUGGCGGGCGCGCGGGGUUGAUCAGGAUUGCCGCAAUAUUAGGAACAUCGUAUCUAGCUUUUCCGAUCCCAGAUUACUCCGCAUACUCAGAGAUGUUGUCAUUGUUUAAAAAUUUUGCAUCUUUUCCUAUACCCCUGGCAGAGUCGGACGGAUAUCAUGUCCACCCUGACAAAAUCGUGGAAGAAAUAGCUCGUGGCACCUCCGUUAUAUUGACUUCUAACCCUCGAAACCCUACAGGUCACGUUAUAUCGGGCCCUGAGCUCGCAGAAAUCCAAGGCAUUUGUCGUGGAAGAGCAACGCUUAUCUUGGAUGAAUUCUAUUCUGGGUACAACUAUACCACCAACUGUGAUGGAAACACCACCAGUGCGGCCCAAAAUGUUAUCGAUGUAGAUCAAGAUGACAUCCUACUUCUGGAUGGUUUGACCAAACGCUUUCGUCUUCCGGGAUGGCGGAUCGCUUGGAUUAUAGGUCCGAAGGCAUUUAUUUCUGCAUUGGCUGCUGCAGGAUCCUACCUGGAUGGUGGCGCGAAUGUUCCGUUUCAAGAAGCAGCAAUCCCGAUGCUUGAACCCACCCUUGUUCGAGCCGAAAUGAAAGCUAUCCAAACGCACUUUCGCAAGAAGAGGGACUAUGUUCUCGACCGCCUAAGGCGCAUGGGGUUUCAGUUCAAAAUCAUACCAGAGGCAACGUUCUAUAUCUGGCUCGAUUUAACCAGCCUUGACCCACCUCUUCCGGCCUCAGCCAACAUUUCAGACGGUCUGAACUUCUUUGACGCGUUGUUAAAAGAGAAGGUCAUUGUAGUCCCGGGAAUAUUUUUUGAUCUUAACCCGGCAAAGAGGAGAGAUUUGUUUGAUAGUCCCUGUCAUCAUUUUGUCCGCGUAAGUUAUGGGCCCAAGAUGUGUGUUUUGGAGAGAGGAAUGGACGGUAUGGAACGGAUUAUAAAACAGGCAAGAGGAGAGGGAGAUGCUGCUUGCAUGUAA